Molecule: messenger RNA, 387 nt
Organism: Suhomyces tanzawaensis NRRL Y-17324
Lineage: Eukaryota; Fungi; Ascomycota; Pichiomycetes; Serinales; Debaryomycetaceae
Exons: 1
Coding region: 1-387 (128 amino acids)
Source: RefSeq, a predicted model, not a curated record
AUGGCCAAAACCAGAAAGCCCCAGUCAGACCAGGAAUACGCUGCCCAGAGGGACCUAUUCCACUCCAAGGGCCCUCAGCUCAAUACCCAAGACUGGCUCCUGGAGAGAGUCCUUCAAGAUGCAGACUCCAUCGAUCCAGAAACCAAAACCGACCGGGUGGUACUCCUUCAAGCCUGCGAAAAGGCGUACUACCAACAGGACUAUGAGUUGUGUCUCGUGUUGGUGAGAAAGGCAGAGGCCAUCUUGGGCGUGGAGCCGUUUAGUGAGCACAGCUUGGACGAGGAUAUCCAGAAGAAGGUCAAGAAAACCGCCAAAUUGGAGAGGCAUGUGGUCGAACUACACAAGCUCGAAGAGAGAUGCUUACAUAGACUCAAGGAGAGUGCAUGA